CCGCCUCACUCCCCUCUGACCCGGUGUCUCGUCUCUCUCUCUUCCUGUUCCAAACCACGUGGACGCGCCGGGGGCUGCGGGAGGGAACCCAGGCCGCCCCUCCCGCUGUCGCUGCUACUGCCAGUACCGCAACCCCCUCACCCAUCCGAAGUCGCCUCGUCCCUGCUACCCGCGUCUUUGCGGAGGGCGUGCACAUGGCGACCCAGGCGCACUCCCUCAGCUACUCAGGCUGCAACUUCUUGCGCCAGCGUCUGGUCCUGUCCACUCUGAGCGGGCGCCCUGUCAAAAUCCGAAAGAUUCGGGCCAGAGACGACAACCCCGGCCUCCGAGAUUUUGAAGCCAGCUUCAUAAGACUGUUGGACAAAGUAACUAAUGGUUCUCGAAUUGAAAUAAACCAAACAGGAACGACCUUAUAUUAUCAGCCUGGCCUCUUGUAUGGUGGGUCCAUGGAGCAUGACUGCAGCGUUCUUCGCAGCAUUGGGUAUUAUCUGGAGAGUCUGCUCUGCCUGGCUCCAUUUAUGAAGCACCCGCUGAGAAUAGUUCUGCGAGGAGUGACCAAUGACCAGGUUGACCCUUCGGUUGAUGUUCUGAAGGCAACAGCACUCCCUCUACUGAAACAGUUUGGGAUUGAUGGUGAAUCUUUUGAAUUAAAGGUUGUACGACGGGGAAUGCCGCCUGGAGGAGGAGGUGAAGUGUUUUUUUCAUGUCCUGUGAGGAAGGUCCUGAAGCCUAUUCAACUCAUAGAUCCAGGAAAGAUCAAACGUAUCAGAGGAACGGCGUAUUCAGUACGUGUAUCACCUCAGAUGGCAAACCGGAUUGUGGAUUCUGCAAGGAGCAUCCUCAACAAGUUUAUACCCGAUAUCUAUAUUUACACAGACCACAUGAAAGGCAUCAACUCUGGGAAGUCUCCAGGCUUUGGGCUGUCCCUGGUUGCGGAGACCACCAAUGGGACUUUCCUCAGUGCUGAGCUGGCCUCCAACCCCCAGGGCCAGGGCGCAGCGAUGCUGCCCGAAGACCUCGGCAGGAACUGCGCCAGGCUGCUGCUCGAAGAGAUCUACCGGGGUGGAUGUGUGGACUCGACCAACCAGAGCCUGGCUCUAUUACUCAUGACCCUUGGACAGCAGGAUGUUUCCAAAGUCCUGCUCGGACCGCUCUCUCCCUACACGAUAGAAUUUUUGCGGCAUUUGAAGAGCUUUUUCCAGAUUAUGUUUAAAAUCGAAACCAAGCCAUGUGGUGAAGAACUCAAGGGAGGGGAUAAAGUGCUGAUGACCUGUGUUGGCGUUGGCUUCUCCAACCUUAGCAAGACCCUCAAGUGACAUUGUCAGAAGAUGAAAGGCCCAAAGGCUUCUAGACAAUGCAGAAGCUACCAAGGAACCAAAGGGACCAGAUUCAUCCAGGACUUUCCUAACUUUCUGUUUGAAAACAAUCAGGAUAUCCGAACAAAAGACGUCUCUCUGCCUUGUGGUUUUCAGCCAUUUCUCUGGGGCAGACGUUCCUCAGGAGGCCCAGUCACAGCGGGAGCUCCCUCGGCUUACCUGGAUGAAGAGUGUGCCUUUGGGACACAGUUGUACUGCUGCAGCAUCACAGCUGCGUUUUAGCACUGCUUCCUGAGCCCACAUCCUCAGGCUUCCGCCAUGUGGCUAUCUUCCAGACCUUUGGAGUUUCUUACAGUUCCUUCUCCAAGGACUGACCCCCCUGAAUCUUGGUUUCUGUGUAGGGAUUAAAUGAGAUACUAUGAGUGGAACCCCUUUAUGAAUAAUGUCAUGUCAUGCGAAUGUCAGAAAUUGGUGUGUUAGCCUAUUUUAUCCCUUGUCUUCUGAAUGGACUGCUAUCUUGGAGAUACACUGCUCCCCAUCUGGUUCA
Molecule: messenger RNA, 1863 nt
Organism: Dama dama (fallow deer)
Lineage: Eukaryota; Metazoa; Chordata; Mammalia; Artiodactyla; Cervidae
Gene: RCL1
Product: RNA terminal phosphate cyclase like 1
Exons: 9
Coding region: 195-1316 (373 amino acids)
Biological process (GO): endonucleolytic cleavage of tricistronic rRNA transcript (SSU-rRNA, 5.8S rRNA, LSU-rRNA); ribosome biogenesis
Cellular component (GO): nucleolus
Molecular function (GO): RNA endonuclease activity
Source: RefSeq, a predicted model, not a curated record